AUGUGGCGAGAUCGUACAAAUCUCUACAUUUCCUACCGCCAAUCCUACGCACAUCACCCAGCCAAGAAACCGAAAUACUCCUCCUCCGGCAAUGGCUACAGCUCCUCCAUUCCCUCAGGGUCCUCAGAGCGCCAGGGUCUCAUGUCCGCUGGCGCAUUUGAGGACGAUGGUGAUGCAGUCAUAGAGAUGGAUCUAUUACCCCCACGGUGGGCCGAUAUCUCAGAUGAAGUGACAGAAUAUCUCACCGAUAUUGCGGCGAAGAGCGUGAAGCUAGACAAGCUGCACCAGAAGCAUGUGUUACCGGGAUUCGACGAUGAGGAAGUCAAGCGGAACGAAGAAGGGGAGAUUGAACGGUUGACUCAAGACAUCACGAGGGGCUUCCACCAAUGUCAGAAAGCAAUACAGAGGGUAGAGCAAAUGGUCAGGGAAAGCCAACAGCAAGGUGGCAUUAGCAAGGGAGAAGAGACCAUGGCCAGAAACAUUCAGAUAUCCUUAGCAGGAAGAGUACAAGAGGCCAGCGCAGGGUUCAGGAAAAAGCAGAGCGCAUACCUGAAAAAACUUCGCGGCCUCAGCGGCAUGUCUGCCCCAAUCGAUCGAGCUUCCACACCCCUGUACAGCAAUUACAACGACCCUUCAUUAAUGGAAUCCGACGCUGAUAAGUCGUACUCGCAAUCAACACUACAACAAACAUCACAGAAACAACUGACCUCCAACGACUCAGCAAUAAUGCAACGAGAACGAGAAAUAACAGACAUAGCACAAGGCAUCAUUGAGCUAGCCGACAUUUUCAAGGAGCUACAAAGCAUGAUUAUCGAUCAAGGCACGAUGUUGGAUCGAAUAGACUACAACGUUGAGCGAAUGGCUACAGAUGUCAAGGGUGCGGAGAAGGAACUGAAAGUUGCGAGUGGAUACCAAAGGAAAGGUACGAAGAGAAGGAUAAUCUUCCUACUAAUCAUCCUAGUGGUGGGGAUGUUCAUUCUAUUGCUUGUGAAGCCGAAACGGCAUAGCGGUAGAGGAGGAGAUCAGCCACCAGAAGAUGUACCACCACCUUGA
This is a messenger RNA of Mollisia scopiformis, 1053 nucleotides long. Its product is annotated as t-SNARE. NCBI's taxonomy places the organism in Eukaryota, Fungi, Ascomycota, Leotiomycetes, Helotiales, Mollisiaceae. Gene Ontology annotation, cellular component: endomembrane system; membrane; SNARE complex. Bases 1 to 1053 code for a protein of 350 amino acids. The record is from RefSeq and is a predicted model, not a curated record. The transcript has 3 exons. Gene Ontology annotation, molecular function: SNARE binding; SNAP receptor activity. Gene Ontology annotation, biological process: intracellular protein transport; vesicle-mediated transport; vesicle fusion.